This is a messenger RNA of Lodderomyces margitis, 1509 nucleotides long. It is a transcript of the gene TAF60, whose product is annotated as Taf60p. The transcript has a single exon. The record is from RefSeq and is a predicted model, not a curated record. Gene Ontology annotation, biological process: RNA polymerase II preinitiation complex assembly; transcription initiation at RNA polymerase II promoter. Gene Ontology annotation, molecular function: transcription coactivator activity; RNA polymerase II general transcription initiation factor activity; protein heterodimerization activity. NCBI's taxonomy places the organism in Eukaryota, Fungi, Ascomycota, Pichiomycetes, Serinales, Debaryomycetaceae. The coding region runs from base 1 to 1509 and encodes 502 amino acids. Gene Ontology annotation, cellular component: transcription factor TFIID complex; SAGA complex; SLIK (SAGA-like) complex.
AUGGAUGCAAGAGUUCCAUUAUCACACUCAUUAUGGUCACCAUAUGACACAGUAAAAGAUUCAGCCGAUUCAUUAGGGAUAAAUUUACCCGAUGAAGCAGCCAAGAAUCUUGCUAUGGAUGUUGAGUACCGAAUUCAUGAGAUCCUUGAAUUGGCUAUAAAAUUCAUGCGCCAUUCGAAACGAAAAAUGUUAACCACUUCAGAUAUAGACUAUGCGUUGAAGAUACUAAACGUUGAACCAUUGUACGGGUAUGAUAAUUCCCAACCUUUGAAUUUCAAAGAGACAAUGGUGGGAGCUGGGGGACAAACAUUGUAUUAUCUCGAUGACCAAGAAAUUGAAUUUGAAAAAUUGAUUAAUCAGGAAUUACCCAAAGUUCCACGAAGAUGCAACUUCACUGCUCAUUGGUUAGCUAUUGAAGGAGUUCAACCUAUAGUUCCUCAAAACCCAUUACCUUCGGAAAUUAAAAGCUUACCUCCAGCAAUUCGCGGUGCUACUUCGUCAUAUUUAGGUAAUGAUAUUUUGACAUUGGGAAGUAGCUCAACAAAUGCGGUAGAUGGUCAAGAUGGUCAAGAUGAUGUUACAAAGAAUAAGAAUCCAACCGAUAAAGAAUUCGACACUAAACCGUUAGUCAAACACGUUCUUUCAAAAGAAUUGAAAUUGUAUUUCGACAAAGUGGUUGAGGUUUUAAUAUCGACUGACCCUGAAAAGGAGAGUUUGAAAAAUGCCGCAUUGGCGUCAUUGAAAUCCGACCCCGGUUUACAUCAAUUAGUGCCCUACUUCAUUCAAUUUGUAGCCGAACAAAUAACCAAUGAAUUGAGAAACAUCGAAAUCUUAUCAACCAUGUUGGAAGUCAUAUCGGCUUUGGCUGAUAACAAGACCAUAUUUCUUGACCCUUAUGUCCAUGCACUAAUGCCAUGCAUCUUGACUUUAUUAUUGGCAAAACGUAUUGGGCCUGUUAUUAAAGAAUCAGCCGACAAUUACCAAGAAAGUUUGCGGAACCAGUUGGCAGUACGUGAAUUUGCUGCUAUUUUGCUCGAACAUAUAAUUAAAGUCCAUGGAUCAUCAUAUUCGACCUUAAGACCAAGAGUAACUCGAACGUUAUUGCGAGCAUUGCUUGAUUCGACCAAACCAGUGGGAACUCAUUAUGGAGCCUUGUUGGGAUUGAAGAAUUUCGGUAAUGAAGUGUUGAAAUUGGUCCUUGUUGGUAAUUUGAAAAUUUGGUAUUCGUCAGUAAUUGAACUGAAUCAAUCACAAUUUGAACGAGACAUUUUGAUCAAUACUGUGCUUGACAUACUACGAAAAUUGAGUGUUAAAAUCGAUACAGGCGCUGCUAGUGACGAUGGCGAUACCGAUAAGAUGGAAGUAGAUGACGGAUCUAGUGAGGUACCGGAUGAAAUUAAGGAGAAAUUAAAACAAAGAAUUGGCCAACCAUUGGCUGACUUGGUGCUGAACCAACCAGAUGCAAAAGAUAUAGCGAGAGGUAUAUUUUUUGGUGAAGUAGCAGUAUAA